GCGGGCGGCGGCCUGGGCGCGGCGGCGGCCGAGAAGAUGGCGGACGGCGACAGCGGCAGCGAGCGCGGCGGCGGUGGCGGGCCCGGCGGCUUCCAGCCCGCGUCCCGCGGCGGCGGCGAGCAGGAGACGCAGGAGCUGGCCUCGAAGCGGCUGGACAUCCAGAACAAACGCUUCUACCUGGACGUGAAGCAGAACGCCAAGGGCCGCUUCCUCAAGAUCGCCGAGGUGGGCGCGGGCGGCUCCAAGAGCCGCCUCACGCUGUCCAUGGCGGUGGCCGCCGAGUUCCGCGACUACCUGGGCGACUUCAUCGAACACUACGCGCAGCUGGGCCCCAGCAGCCCCGAGCAGGUGGCAGCGGCAGCGGGCGCCGAGGAGGGCGGUGGGCCGCGGCGCGCGCUCAAGAGCGAGUUUCUGGUGCGCGAGAACCGCAAGUACUACCUGGACCUCAAGGAGAACCAGCGAGGCCGCUUCUUGCGCAUCCGCCAGACGGUCAACCGCGGCGGCGGCGGCCCGGGGCCCGGCGGCCUGCAGAGCGGCCAGACCAUCGCGUUGCCCGCGCAGGGCCUCAUCGAGUUCCGCGAUGCGCUGGCCAAGCUCAUCGACGACUACGGCGGCGAGGACGACGAGCUGGCUGGGGGCCCGGGCGGCGGUGCCGGGGGCCCCGGGGGCGGCCUGUACGGGGAGCUCCCGGAAGGCACCUCCAUCACGGUGGACUCUAAGCGUUUCUUCUUCGACGUGGGCUGCAACAAGUACGGAGUGUUCCUGCGCGUGAGCGAGGUGAAGCCGUCCUACCGCAACGCCAUUACCGUCCCCUUCAAGGCCUGGGGCAAGUUCGGGGGCGCCUUUUGCCGGUAUGCGGAUGAGAUGAAAGAGAUCCAGGAGCGGCAGAGGGAUAAGCUUUAUGAGCGACGCGGCGGAGACGAGUCAGAGGGAGAGGAGGUGGAUGAGGAUUGAAACGCUUAGCUUCCCCUACGGGCCUCCCCACCACUAGAGAGCCCCCCUUCCUGUUCAUCCCAGUGAGCUAGUGGAGGGGGAGCAAGGGAGGCCCCAGAAGGAGAAAACAAAAUUUAAAAUAAUAUAGUUAAUUAAGAGAAAUAACCAUAAGAGAGAACAGUCACGGACAAUUAGAGAAAAGCAGUAAAGUUCCAAGGAAUUGACAGCAACCUACAAAGAGAGGACAACAGCGCCUCCUCACCUGAGCAAAAGUCUCAGCUUCUAUUGCUUCCCAGCUGAGGUUUCUAAAUCCAUCAGGAUAAUCCUGGGUGGGGUAGAUCCUUGCACAUUGGCCAAGGAACACCUCUUGAGUUACCCAGACCCACUGAUGACAGCUGAAUUUGUAUUAUACCUGGGUAACCUGGUCUUAAGAUAGUGUCUAUCCCUUCACCUCCAUUGAAAUCAGCGUUUUGGAUCUAGAUCUUCAUGGAAUUCUUGUGAAGAGAGAGGCAUUUGCAGUUACCCAGUUCUGAGGGUACAAAUUUUAUGAAAAGGAAUGCAACUUUAAGUAAUCAUAGACAGGGCAAAAUAAGAAUUCAAGAAGCCACCAGGGAAUACAGAAACAAAUCGGAUCCAUUUUUUUUUUAAUGGUUUUGCAUGGAACCUGGGACAAGGCCCAUGUCUUGUCUUUGCAGAAUUAUUUUCCGGGAUGCAGAUGGAUUCAGAUGUCAGUCCUUGAGAACUAGAAUCCGUUAUUAUAAUAUUUUGGAAGUUGGCAAAAUUUUUUCAAAGAUAAAAGCAGUUUUACAUUGGGGGUUGCUGAGGUAGGCACAAGAAGAAAUCAGGCAUAAAGCACAAGGAAAACUGUUUUGAGUGGAUUGGUUGCUGCUCACUAAAGUUCUUCCCCGAUCUCCAAAUAUGGAGGUCAUGUCUUAGAUAUGAAUGAGAGCCAGAUCCCCGUGGCUCCACCGUGUGAGCCAGUGAAUUAUGGCUAAUUCGGCAGUUUCAGCCACUGGUUGGCUGGAUUUUAAACCGUAAAACUUGAAGAUAUCUACAAAAGGAACAGUGGCUACAAGCCUGAGCUUUAAUGGAAUAUAAGUCCUCACAGAAAAGUUCGAAAUAACCAAAACUGAAGUCUUCAUCUACCUUCAGUUUAAUCUGUGGAUUUGUUUAAACACUAAAGAUCCUCAGGUCCAGAAUUCCAGCAACAUUUAUUCUUUUAAAAUAAAUUUUUAAGAACUUGAUCCAUUGUAUCAGUACCUCACAAUCAAAGUUGGCAAACGAUGAGUGAUUCAAGCAGUGUGCCCUUUGGAAGCUGAAAUCCAUCUGAAUGGAGCUGAAGUGAACGUGAAUAUGCUGACUAUCCUGGAAGCAUUUUUAUACCAUCUUGAAAUUUCAACAAACUGCCUUUUGCCAGUUUAUCCAGCUGUCUUUCAAGAAUAAAAGUUGGGGUUUUCAA
Molecule: messenger RNA, 2392 nt
Organism: Mesoplodon densirostris (Blainville's beaked whale)
Lineage: Eukaryota; Metazoa; Chordata; Mammalia; Artiodactyla; Ziphiidae
Gene: PURB
Product: purine rich element binding protein B
Exons: 1
Coding region: 37-954 (305 amino acids)
Biological process (GO): regulation of transcription by RNA polymerase II
Cellular component (GO): nucleus
Molecular function (GO): purine-rich negative regulatory element binding; DNA-binding transcription factor activity, RNA polymerase II-specific; RNA polymerase II transcription regulatory region sequence-specific DNA binding
Source: RefSeq, a predicted model, not a curated record